Molecule: messenger RNA, 1617 nt
Organism: Hansenula anomala
Lineage: Eukaryota; Fungi; Ascomycota; Saccharomycetes; Phaffomycetales; Wickerhamomycetaceae
Exons: 1
Coding region: 1-1617 (538 amino acids)
Biological process (GO): transmembrane transport; carbohydrate transport
Cellular component (GO): membrane
Molecular function (GO): carbohydrate:proton symporter activity
Source: RefSeq, a predicted model, not a curated record
AUGAUGGAAUACUACACGCUUAUAGGGGAAGGACGUCGAUUUUGGAAAACCGGUCGCCAGGUUAGCUGGGCUAUUACUCUUACUUGUGACAUUGGCUUCGUCUUGUUUGGUAUUAAGCAAGGUAUUAUUGGAAAUUUGAUUGAUGGUGAGGAUUUUUUAAACACGUUUGGACAUCCUACUGGUAGUUACUUGGGUAUUAUUGUGUCUAUAUUUACCCUGGGCUGUUUCUUUGGAUGUGUCAUUAAUUAUUUUACUGGUGAUAUCUUUGGUCGUCGCUUGACAAUUGUUAUUUCUAUGAUUUUGGCCAUCAUUGGAGUUGUUUUACAAUUCACUGCAUUCUCUGUUCCUCAUUUUAUGAUUGGCAGAUUCAUUGCCGGCUUGUCAACUGGGCUUGUUACCUCAGUUAUACCAAUGAUGCAAGCAGAGCAUGCUAGACCUGAAAUUCGUGGUAAUUUGGUUUGCAGUGAAGCUUUAUUUGUUGGUGUUGGUUUAGUGUAUGCGUACUGGCUUACAUAUGGGUUGUCAUUUGCUGGUGGUGCCAUAGCUUGGAGAUUUCCAAUCGCUACACAAGUUAUUUUUGCAGUGGUAAUUUUGGUCAUGACUUUGACAAUUCCAGAGUCCCCAAGAUAUCUCUAUAUGAAAGGUGCUAAAGAAAAAGCCAAAAUUAAUUUAGCAUACGUCUUUGGUAGAAAGGAAAAUCAUCCUGAAAUUGAAUCAUUAUAUCAAGAUAUUGAAGAAAGUUUAAUGCUGGAAAUGAAAGAAGGACAAUUUACUUGGAAAAGAUUAUUUAAAAAAGAUACUGCAAGAACCCGUCAAAGAGUUAUACUUGCAUAUAUGACUAUGUUUGCUCAACAAGUUGGGGGUAUUAAUUUGGUUAAUUAUUAUAUCACCACAGUUUUAAUAAACAAUGUUGGUCUCGCUAGAAAUUUAGCAAUGAUUUUGGCUGGUGUUUCAUCUAUUUGCUUCACACUAGGUUCAUUAGUGCCUUCGCUUUAUGGUGACAAGUUGGGCAGAAGAAUACCAAUGACAUUGGGACAUGCAAGUGGAGGGUUCUCGAUGAUGAUGAUUUCAAUUAUGCUGAGCUUUCAGAAUAGGGAAGAUUUGGCUGCUAAAACAGGUGCAGCCGCUGUUGCAUUUUUUUUCAUUUAUCAACUAACUUUUGGAGCUUCAGUGAAUUGUUUGCCUUGGGUCUUGAUUCCUGAGCUUGUUCCCUUGCAAGCAAGAGCUAGGGGUACUGCAAUUGGUGUUUCAGCUAAUUGGUUAUGGAACUUUGUGAUCGUGGAAAUCACACCGGUUAUUAUUGCUGAUAUCAAAUGGAAAUCAUACUUGAUCUUCACAUUCACAAACUUUGCAUUUGCAAUUAUGUAUUUCUUAUUCUAUCCAGAAAUCAAACAAUUGUCUUUGGAGUCAAUUGACAGACUCUUUGCUGAAAAAGGUCAAAUUUUUAUGGGAUUUGUUGACACUAGAGAUUUUAGAGUUACUACAAAUUAUGAUCUAGAAAGUACUGUUGAGUCGGCCCAGCUUCCAACAAUGUCAAAACAAGAAGUUGAAUAUAUCGAAAAGGCUGAGAUUUCCAGCAUUGUUGAUAACAAUGAUUCUACUGGAACUGAAAAAUAA